This is a messenger RNA of Penicillium nucicola, 852 nucleotides long. RefSeq lists its product as uncharacterized. The transcript is spliced from 2 exons. Gene Ontology annotation, molecular function: oxidoreductase activity. The record is from RefSeq and is a predicted model, not a curated record. NCBI's taxonomy places the organism in Eukaryota, Fungi, Ascomycota, Eurotiomycetes, Eurotiales, Aspergillaceae. The coding region runs from base 1 to 852 and encodes 283 amino acids.
AUGAUCGAGAAUACGGACAUCGAGAGUUACCUGAAUUUCGUACCGAGCAGUGCGCCCCGCACGACGGUUACCGAGCUGAGCGAACUAUACCAGCGCCUCUCCGACAAACGCAGCGUCACCAUCCACGACGUUCGAAACGCCGACAAAGAAUUUCAAUUAGAUGUAAAUGGGUUUCAAUUCUACAAGCAUCCAUUGCCAACAAUGCCAAAUUAUGGUUCCGAGACCAUCAAGAAUCACAUAUAUCCGGAUACGGUUCGGUUUUUGAAAGAAAACCUGGGUGUUUCUCGCGUGGAAAUCUUUGAGCACGUUCUCCGCAACGCUCACGACGACACAGUUAGCGAAACAACCGGUGAACGCGGCCCCUCUUAUGUUGUGCAUGUAGAUCACUCUUGCCAUGGCGCGAACAAGAUCCUUCGAGAGGUUGUCCCUGAAGCUGAUGUUGACCACCUCACCCAGACACGCUGGGCGUUGAUCAAUGUUUGGCGGCCACUGGAGACGGUGCACAAAGACCCGCUCGCAGUGUGUGACGCGCAGUCAAGCGGUGAUGAUGAUGUGGUUGAAUUGUUUGUGGACUUUUUCGAUGAAACGGCGGCUGCGGCGAAGGAAAAGCGAGUCGACGUUCAAUGGAGCGUUGUGUUUGGGCAGUACUCAGCAGCCCAGGAGUGGUGGUACAUGUCAAAGAUGACGACCGAGGAUCUUGUCGCAUUCAAGAUCUUUGAUACACAAGGUGGGAAUGAUACCUGGUGUAUGCAUUCUAGUUUUCCGGACCCAAAAACGUCGGACAGCCAGGUUCCUAGGAAGAGCAUCGAGGUGCGAUGCUUUGUCUUUUGGGAAGAUCAAAGUGCGGAUUAG